Suillus clintonianus is the source of this 1128-nucleotide messenger RNA. RefSeq lists its product as uncharacterized. Lineage: Eukaryota; Fungi; Basidiomycota; Agaricomycetes; Boletales; Suillaceae. The record is from RefSeq and is a predicted model, not a curated record. The transcript is spliced from 16 exons. Bases 1 to 1128 code for a protein of 375 amino acids.
AUGCAUCAUACAUCCGCAUUGCAUCUGAGUAGAGAUGCAAGCCCUGAGGUCCUCAUUAAAAUGAAGUACGCUUACGUGGCUUUAGUGGCGCUGUGGGUUUAUGACUACGUCACUACUUUGGAUGAAGAGCUGCCAUUCAUUGCAAGGUCGAGCUGGAGGAUAGUCAAAUAUCUCUAUCUCGUGUGUCGAUACGUGCCUUUUAUUUAUCUGGCAGUAGUCUUAAUCCGAACACUGGAAAACUAUCCAUCGCUCGACAUGUGUCAAACAUACUACUCCCUGAAUUCAUAUCUUGGCACUGUGAUAAUUCUCUCAGCAGAAAGCAUAUUUUUUGUGCGCACAUAUGCCAUUUGGGACCGUUCAAAACGGGUAUUGUGGGUGUUCAUCAUCAGUGUCAUUUUUCUCCUGACGCCCAUAGUUGCCAUUCUCGUGAAAUACAACUCCUCGACAACCGUUACUAGCUCGAUCGCCAUUGGGAUAUCGGGUUGUUCCAAGACGGGUGAAACUACUGCUGUGCUUUUUGUAUAUGUCCUCAUGGUGAUCGCGGAGUUGGAAAUAUUGUGCUUGACAUUGUAUCGCGCCAUCGGUAAUUGCCGGCGCGAACACGGACGUGCCAACGUGCUCAAGGUUCUUGUACAGCAUAAUGUAUUCUACUUUUUGUGCGGGGUUGUGUCUUCUCUGGUGCUCAUCGUUGCGAUUGCUAUACUCCCCGCAUCAUACUCUGAUUUAGCGUCCAGCAUACAAAUCACAGCCCAUGCUGCCCUGGUCACAAGAAUGCACCGAGCGCUAUGGAGAUACAACGAAAACCAUGCCCGUUCAGACGAAUUUUCCCUGACCACAUUCAGUGCCGCCAGUAUUCCGCCAUUUCGGACUUUGCACAGUUCGACUUGCAUUCCGGUGUUUAUUUCGGCAAGCUCGGAUUUUGUGGAGAGGGUGAGAUGUAAUGAAGGGAAAUCAAAGGUCCCAAGUGAGGACGUGGCUGCGGAUAUGGAAGUCUUGGGUGGAGGAUUUCCCUGUCCUGAUCGGGUUCUUGUCAGUGUGAUUGCAGUGCUGGUGCAUGCUCCGAUGACGGACCAUACGCUCCAGCUGAUUAAGAGCUGGUGUGGUGGAAAUGCCAUUCCCAACGUCUGA